Cicer arietinum (chickpea) is the source of this 2217-nucleotide messenger RNA. RefSeq lists its product as uncharacterized. The record is from RefSeq and is a predicted model, not a curated record. NCBI's taxonomy places the organism in Eukaryota, Viridiplantae, Streptophyta, Magnoliopsida, Fabales, Fabaceae.
CUGACCUCUGAAAUUCAAAACUAAAAAAUAUUUUGUUUCGAUGUGCGAAAGUUGAAACCCCUCUCUGUUCUGAAUAUGGGCGACAAACGAAAGAAGCACCGUCAUCAACGCGACUCAACCUCCCCUUCCUCUUCAUCCUCUCCCUCCAUCGAUUCUGAUUCAGACUCCGACCGGUCUUCUAGACGCCGCCGCCAUCGCCGCGAAAAGGACCGUCGCAGAAAGACCGACGGAAGCUCCAAACGGGAAAGAGAAAGCAGGAGAAAGGAGAAGAGAAAAAAGAGAGACAAAGAGAGGACAAAAACCAAGAGACGCCACUAUUCCGAUGACUCCCACUCUUCCGACGAGGAAUCUCAACCUAGGCUUCAGCCACAAAUCGCGCUCCGUGAAAUGAUCACCGAGUUUCCCAAUGUCGGCAACGAUUUAAUGCAGAUAUUGCAAAUGAUUGAUAAUGGACAAGCUGUUGACAUAAAAGAUAUAUCAGAAAGAUCUUUAGUGAAGCAUCUGAAGAAGCUUUUCAUUUCCUUAAAUCUUAAGGAAAAUGGGGAUAGAGUUUUUUUACUGCCGUCUAAAGCUCCACCUACUUUAGAUGUUGUUGGUCCUCUAAUUCAAUCUUAUAUGCAUCCAACGACUGAGCAAGCUGAUCCUUCACCCCCAUUGCAUGAAAGAUGUUCGGUUCCGACAGAACAGAUUAUCGAUGACCAUUCCACAGAUGAUCAUUCUGUUGGUCCUAGAAAAAGGGUGAUUGGUCCUGCAAUGCCGUCUGCAGAGUUACUUGCUGCUGCUGCCAAAUUAACAGAGGCGCACACCGAGUUCAAAGAAGCUGAAUUGGAUGACGAUACUGAGCUAUUUAUAGGACCUGCACCGCCUGCUAUGGUUACUGAAGCAGAAUCAGCUAAUGAUGCAGAACGUUUUGAAGAGGUCACCAGGAUAAUGGAAGUUGAUAUUGACAGCCCAUAUGAUGUUCUAGGUGUUAACCAUAAUAUGUCUGAUGUUAACAUAAAGAAAAGGUACUGGAAGAUAUCACUAUUAGUUCAUCCAGAUAAAUGCUCUCAUCCACAAGCCCAUCAAGCAUUUAUUAAAUUAAAUAAAGCUUUCAAAGAGUUACAAGAUCCAGAAAAGCGGAAAGCAAUGGAUGAGAAAAUCAAACAGAAGCAAGAACAGGAGGACUUUAAGGCUGAACUUAAAGUCAUGCGAGAGGCUGCACUGUGGAGAAGAUCCCAAGGUAUAUCCAUGGAUGGUGAUGAUGAGCUUCUGGCACAGACAGAGGUUAAAGUGGAACCCAAAAGAGAUGAAUGGAUGACAACACUGCCUCCGGAGAGGAAACCUGGUGGUGUGUCUAUGCAAUCAACCCAAUUUAGUCGGGGCUCAAAGGAAGGUAGAGGAGACACUAGUAUUUGGACAGACACCCCUACUGACAGAGCCCAGAAAGCUAAGAUGAAUUAUUUGGAAGCAUACAACGAGGCUACUGCACUAGCCUCAAAUGAAGAAGAUAAGAAAAGGGCCAGUGCGGAUGCAGAUUUAGUGGACAAAUACAACAAAGCAAAACGAUCAAAAACAUUGGUUCAAAAACAUCAAGAAGAGGUUGCUAGCAAAUCCAAGAAAAAGUCCAAGCAACAGACGGAAAAGGGAGAGUGGGUGGGUCAACAUCCAUGGAAGCCAUGGGAUCGUGAAAAGGAUCUGACAGCUGGGAGGAUGAAAGUAAAACUUGAUGCAGAAGGCAUGUCUGAGGGCUUAACUUCAAGGUUUUCUUCUGGUAACUUUCAAAGGAACUUCCUUUGAUUCGAUCAAGAGUGAGUUUGCUUGCCUGAACAAAGACCUGUUUAAUGAGCUUCUAAUAGAAAUUGGGUUAUUCAUUUUCUAGAUGGUGCCGAAUACAGUCACGUGCUUCAAAUACGACGGAGAGUUCUGAUUACAGAAUUGCGUGACUGGCCUGAUUCCAAUUUUCAUAAAUUACAUACAGAUGUAUAUCUUUCAAGCAUGUUUAUGUGCAGUAUUUAUGUCUGUUGCAUGUGGUUAUAGCUAGUAAAACAAGUGAAGAUAGUAUUACAUAUACUGUCAAGUCUAUAUUUGAUUGGGCUAGGUGUAUGUUUAUCGUUGCUCAUAAAAAAUGUCACUUAUCAGUUAUCACUGCAGUCAAGUGGUGCAGGACUAUAUAAGAAGAUCCAUUUCACGCGUUUCAAUGUCUUUGUCUUGUUAAUAGAAUCCUUAUUUUCCAAA